Molecule: messenger RNA, 2138 nt
Organism: Magallana angulata
Lineage: Eukaryota; Metazoa; Mollusca; Bivalvia; Ostreida; Ostreidae
Product: probable cytochrome P450 CYP44
Exons: 10
Coding region: 220-1800 (526 amino acids)
Molecular function (GO): oxidoreductase activity, acting on paired donors, with incorporation or reduction of molecular oxygen; iron ion binding; monooxygenase activity
Source: RefSeq, a predicted model, not a curated record
UCCAUUCACACAUUUAAAUCACUCACAGGUUGCUAUAUCUGGAAACAACUUCUCAUAGGGAUUUGUAAUAUCGAUAUUUUAAACAUACAUGUAUAUAUGAGCCCAUUCCUACCGUGGCCAUUUCUUGUUACGAAAGGACAUUCUCUGCGUGAACAAAUGUAUGUGUUGUUCGACUUGGGACAUAUAUCUUAACAUUAUAAUAGGGUGGUGAACUAAACAAUGGCCUCUAACAAUUUUACGAGUCGGUUGCUGAAGUUGAAAAUGGGCCGUCAGCUCAAGCAUGCCCGGGGAAGCGUGACAGCGGCCAACGGAUCUAUUGCCCUGGAGUCCCUGUUCCAGCGCCCCGAUACCGCGCCAGCCAACGCCCUUCGCCAGCCCAGAUCGUACAGCGAGCUCCCGGGCCCAAAAGCCUACCCCGUUAUCGGAGGCAUCCUAAACUACCUCCCCGGGGGUCGAUUUCAUAAAAAACAGUUUAUGGACAUGCACAGGGAAUGUGUAGAGCAGUAUGGGUCCAUAUACCGGGAAACUUUUGUCCCUGGUAUAGAGUUUGUGCACAUCAGUGAUCCGAAAGACAUCGAAGAGGUGUUCCGAAGCGACUCCCAACACCCCAUACGACAAGCCUUCUUUAUGCUUUCCCACUACAAUAAGAAAUACAACGAAAAUGUCCAAGGACUCCUAACCAGCCAAGGUGACGACUGGAGCAAAAUAAGGAAAAAUGUUCAACAAAAAAUGUUGAAACCAAAAGCAGUUGCUGCCUAUCUCCCAGAGCAUUCCAUAGUAGCAGACGAACUUUGGAAUCACGUCAUGGCAUUACGUAAUCAGGAAAAGGAAGUGGAUGACUUGCGGCCGAUUCUUGACAGAUACGCAGCCGAAUGUGUCGGCGUCGUGUGCUUCAGCAAGCGUCUUGGCGCCUUUAGCGACUUGUCCCCAGAAAGUGACGCCCAACGCUUCAUUCAGGCUGUAAGCGUUGUCAUGGAUAUCAGUCAAAAGGAAUUUAAAGAGUUGCCGUGGUAUCGGUUAUUCAAAACAGCGUCCUUCAGAAAACUGAUUGAAGCGCAGGGUUUUAUUCGCGAAAUCGCUGUGAAAUAUUCUCGCGAGGCCUUGGAGAAAUUCAGUCAGGACUCCGCCAUAGACGGCGAACACGGCGAUCUGAUUCCGUACCUCCUGUCUAAGACAGCCCUGUCGGAGCGAGAGGUCCUAACCAUUAUCUGCGAGUUUAUCUUCGCGGGGGUGGACACUACUAGCCACCAUUUGUCGUUUGUCCUGUAUCUCCUUGGAACGCAUCCAGAAAUCCAGCAGAGGGUAUACCAGGAAAUCAAAACAACCCUUGGAGACAGCAAAGAAAUCACCGAGUCCCACAUCGGCAAAAUGUCCUACCUGAAAGCCGUAACCAGGGAAACACACAGACUCCUGCCUGUCGCCCCUGGAAAUAUCAGAACCUCCUCCAAAGACAUCGUCCUGUCCGGAUACACAAUCCCUGCCGGGGUACAAAUUGCUAUGCAUCACGACUUUAUUAGCACAGAAGAUGCUCAUUUCGACAAUGCUGAACAGUUCAUUCCCGACAGAUGGUUGAGAUCCAACCAAGCAAGGAAGGACCGACACCCGUUUGCCUCCGUUCCGUUCGGGUUCGGUCCCCGGGCGUGUAUCGGAAGAAGAUUCGCCGAGCAGGAGGGUCACAUAGCACUCAUUAAGGUUCUGCGAGAUUACAGAGUUGAGUACACGGGAGGGGAACUUCAGAAAGAAUGCUCCAUAACGUACUCCCCCGGAAACAAGAUGACCUUCCGGUUUCACGAGCGAUGACGAGAAAGUAAUGGACAGAGAUAACCAAGAUCCAGGUUCCAGUUCCGAGGGGCGACAACGUAGUUCCGAACCGAACGAGAAGGGGACAACUCCGGACCGGAGACGGUGUGAUGAAUCAGUGGCGAGAGGAGAACUCUUGAAACAAGCCUUGCGUCAAAUUAUCGGUUGGCCGAACUAUUAUAUUCCAUUUCAUAUUGUGCUAGAAAAUGUGCAGUAUUGCAGACAUUGUCUUCCUACGUGAGUUUCAGGUCAAUAAAACUAUGUAUAAAGUCAAUAAAACUAUGUUUAAAGUCAAUAAAACUAUGUUUAAAGUCAAUAAAACUAUGUAUACAGUAUAA